UCAUUGUUUAUCUAAUGGUUUUGCAAUAUUUAUUUUAAUAUACUAUAGUUGUAAAAGUAUUUAAAAUGCAUUAAUAAGUGCAUAAGAAAUAAAUUCAUAAGAAUGUAUAAAACAGAGAGUGGCAGAAGAAUAGUCAAAGAGAAGACAAAUCUUGAAAUAAACCUAAAGUAAUAACAAAAAAAGAAAUUAAUGUAAGUUUUCGAAUACAUUAAAGAAGAACAAAAAAAUAUAUAUAUAUACAAACUUAAUAUCACAUUUUGUAAAUGAUAUCGUUGAAUUAUGUAUCAUAAAUUGAAAAAGUAAUUAAUCAAAAUAAUAAUCCUCAUAUAUAAUGUCGAGAAGUACAUUAAAUCUUUUAAACAAAUUUGUUUUACGAAAUUGUUUACAAAGAUAUAAGAUUGUUAAUGUAAAACAAAUAGAAAAUCGAACGUACACUUCUAAUGCUCAACAAUCCAAAGAAAGAAUUUUAGAAUGUUUAAAUGAAAGAUCCGUAUUACGUGUGAGUGGAAAUGAAUCAGCUUCAUUUUUACAAGGUUUAAUAACAAAUGAUAUAGGACAUUUACACGAAGGUUCUGCGAGUAUUUAUUCUUUAUUUUUAAAUGUCAAAGGUAGAGUUUUGUUCGAUACAAUUUUGUAUAAAAGCAAAGAAGAUAAUGUUUUUUACAUAGAAUGUGAUACUAAAGUAACCAAAUCUUUAGAGAAACAUUUAAAGAUGUAUAGGGUAAGAAAAAAGAUAGAUAUAUCGUUGUUAGAUAAAGAUAUGAAAGUUUGGUCAAUGUUUGAUCCAACCGAGAUUAUUAUUGACGAUAAAGAAAAUCAGAAUGAUACUUUGGAAGGUUCUAUUUUUCCUUGUGGUACUAAUAAUAAUAAAGGCAGCAAAUUUAUAGACAAUGUUAUAAUAUGCGAAGAUCCUAGAUCAUCCAGUUUUGGUUUAAGAAUUCUUGCUGAAUCAAAUAUCGAAAGAUCUGAAAUUAUCAAAUAUUUGGAUCCAAAUAUCGCAAUUUGUCAAGAUGCUUUCAGUUAUAAGGAAUAUAGAUACAAAAAUGGUCUUGGCGAAGGUGUUAAUGAUUUACCACCAGGCAAACCAUUACCUUUAGAAAUCAAUUGUGAUUAUUUACAUGGUGUUAGUUUUUACAAAGGCUGUUAUAUCGGACAAGAAUUAACAGCUCGUACUUAUCAUACUGGCGUAGUAAGAAAACGUUUGCUACCUUUAAUGUUUGAUCAAAUUCCAACUGUAUCUUUUGAAUUCGAUGAGAAAAUUAUUGAUGAGUCUGGUAAAGUGAUAGGCAGUUAUCGGGGACAUAUUAAUAAACACGGUUUAGGAUUAAUGAGAUUGAAUGAAACAUUUAAUGCUAAAAAAAUUGAAAUACAAGGAUAUCCAGUUAAAAUAAUAAAACCUGUGUGGUGGCCACGUGAUUCUAAAAUAGGUGUAUCUACUCAAUAAACAAAUUAAAUUUAAUUCAUUAUUUUAUUUAUAUUAUUAUUAUUAUAUGUGGAUUAUA
Molecule: messenger RNA, 1502 nt
Organism: Polistes dominula (European paper wasp)
Lineage: Eukaryota; Metazoa; Arthropoda; Insecta; Hymenoptera; Vespidae
Product: iron-sulfur cluster assembly factor IBA57, mitochondrial
Biological process (GO): iron-sulfur cluster assembly
Cellular component (GO): mitochondrial matrix
Molecular function (GO): protein binding
Source: RefSeq, a predicted model, not a curated record